UCCUUUUAAUAUUCAUUUCCAGCAACCACUUUCCUCAACGAACUUCAUGUAUGAGUUGGAUCGAGUUACACAGGAGAUGAUCAUGACAAUAUUAAACACACAGAAGACAAGUGUACCGGGAGACCAGAUAACAGUGCCUGGAGCCAAUGUGAAGAUCGAGCUAACACGAAACCUCCAAAUGGCUGAACUUCGUAAACUGAGGCGACAGUUCAUCAGCUACACCAAGAUGCACCCGACGGAGAAUAUCGGACAGAUAGCAAACAUGUUUGUGCAGUACAUUAACCGGAGCCUCCACUAACAUGCAAGGGAAUGUAGCAAAUUGUGACUUGGAUUUCUUUAAUAAUAAUAAAGUGUUUUUAGAUCAA
Messenger RNA from Rhincodon typus (whale shark), 365 nucleotides. Its product is annotated as protein KTI12 homolog. The transcript has 3 exons. The record is from RefSeq and is a predicted model, not a curated record. The coding region runs from base 47 to 298 and encodes 83 amino acids. NCBI's taxonomy places the organism in Eukaryota, Metazoa, Chordata, Chondrichthyes, Orectolobiformes, Rhincodontidae.